AAGGAAAAGAAAAAUUAAAAAGAAAAAGAAAAAAAAAAGAGAAAAAUAUCAUGUGGUGGCUGGAAGUAUCUUUCAUACGAAUACACGAUCCAGUUCGUGUGAAGGGAAAAGAGAGAUGGCCCAAAAAAGAACAAGGGACAAACAAAAAUAAAAUAAAAUAAACCAGAAUAAUUUGAACACUCCCAUCCAGUAAAACCCUGUCAAAACUAUAGGACCACUAUCAGAUAACAAAAUCUACAAAAAACAGCAUAUCCAAUAAAAUUAAACCUUCCCCAGCUAUUGCCUUUCAAUCCUUGCUCCCCAAGAACAUCUAAUCAUCAUAAAAUCCAAACAGCAGUGGGAUAUAUAAUAAAUUGAAGGGCCCAUAAACUGCUAUAGAUAGAUAGUAAAAAUCUUUGAUCUUACCAACUCAUCUUCAGACCACACACACACAUUUCAAAGACAGAGAUUGAAAAUGGCAAAUUUGUUUAUCAAGCAAGCAGAGCAAUACUCUGUGGGAAGGCCUUCUUACCCAAACCAACUCUUUGAUUUCAUUGCAACAAAGACACCUUCGCAUGAUCUUGCAUGGGAUGUCGGCACUGGUAGCGGCCAAGCCGCUCGAUCUCUAGCUAAUAUCUACAAGAACGUUAUAGCAACAGACACAAGCCCAAAACAACUUGAGUACGCAGCCAAACUACCAAACAUAACUUACAAACAUACCUCUCCAUGCAUGACCAUAUCCGAACUCCAAGAAAAAAUCGGCCCAAAAUCAAGUGUCGAUUUAGUCACCAUAGCCCAAGCCAUGCACUGGUUCGAUCUCCCGAAAUUCUACCAGCAGGUUAAAUGGGCCCUCAAAAAGCCCGAUGGCGUCAUAGCUGCAUGGUGCUACACGAGUCCGGAAGUCAACCCUGGAGUUGACUCAGUGUUAAAGAGAUACUGCACCAAUUGCGUGACUCCACACUGGGCUCCAGCUCGUAGGUUCGUUGCUGAGAAGUACGAGACCAUUGAAUUUCCAUUUGGGCCGGUUGAUGGGCUCGAAAAUAAUGGGCCCUUCAGGUUUAAUUCGGAGGAGGUUAUGGAUUUGGAGAGGUAUUUGACUUACUUGAAGUCUUGGUCACCUUACCAAACGGCUAAAGAGAAGGGUGUGGAGCUGUUGAGUGAUGAUGUGAUUGAAGGUUUCACGAGGGCGUGGAAUGAAGAUGGGAAAAUCGAGAAGGUUGUCACUUUUCCUGUUUAUUUGAGGAUUGGGAAAGUCGGGUCCUAAAAUUAUUGAGUAUUUAGGCGUGAUAAUGCAACGUAUUUGAAAUAAAGCUGUACUAAUGAAUGCAAAAAAUAUGCAGAAUAGUGAAAGAAUAAAAGAUCCCUCCUUUUUUUUUUCAUUCAUUCGCCUAAAUUCAAAAGCUUGCCCAUCAAUGUAUCUGUGUAUGUUAUCAAGCUCAAGUGAUUCCGAGAAAUAAGAAAAAAAAAACUACUCAAAAUUCUACUCACAUGCCAAGUUGUUCUGUUUUGUUACUCACCAAUGUCGUAACAGUUUCUAACUGACUAAACUAAUGUUUAAGAGUAUUUUCCACUCUGCCUCAACCCU
Messenger RNA from Striga asiatica, 1564 nucleotides. The record is from the annotation of a GenBank genome assembly. NCBI's taxonomy places the organism in Eukaryota, Viridiplantae, Streptophyta, Magnoliopsida, Lamiales, Orobanchaceae.